Molecule: messenger RNA, 1911 nt
Organism: Candida dubliniensis CD36
Lineage: Eukaryota; Fungi; Ascomycota; Pichiomycetes; Serinales; Debaryomycetaceae
Gene: CIS2
Product: gamma-glutamyltransferase
Exons: 1
Coding region: 1-1911 (636 amino acids)
Biological process (GO): glutathione catabolic process
Cellular component (GO): plasma membrane; fungal-type vacuole
Molecular function (GO): glutathione gamma-glutamate hydrolase
Source: RefSeq, a predicted model, not a curated record
AUGAAGUCAGAAACACAUCCCAAAAACUAUACAAACUACAAUUACAAAAUACCUAGGAGCACUCUCUUUAUCUCUUGUGUGCUUACAUUGCUAAUCUACUCCUUAUCAACAAUUUAUCAGUCUCGCGGUUUGGGGUUGCCCCCAUUAUCGUUUAUAAAUCAGAUUCCGGAAAAUUUGUCCAGAUCUGAUCCAUAUUUGACUUUGCACAUUGAUAUUACUGAUGACCCAUUAUCAGACAAAAUAGGACAGCCAGAUUUAAACCCGUCGCCUGAACAUUUACAUGUGGGUAACAAAGCAAUGGUAGCAAGCGAUGUCCCCUUGUGCUCUACCAUGGGAAAAGAUAUAUUGCUUCGAGGUGGGAAUGCUGCUGAUGCUGCUGUUACUGUUGCGUUAUGUAUUGGCUCAGUCAAUUCACACAGUUCUGGGAUCGGUGGCGGAGGAUUCAUAGUGAGCAGAAAUAACGGUGAUGCAGUUAGUAUCGAUGCCCGUGAAAUGGCUCCAGGGUCGGCAUUCAAAGAGAUGUAUGGAAACCUGCUAGUUUUGUCCAAAAUUGGAGGGUUGAGCAUUGCUGUUCCUGGAGAAUUAAAAGGCUUGUAUGAACUAUUUAGGUUGCACGGAUCUGGCAAUUUGAGUUGGAAGCAAUUAUUUGAACCAGUGAUCGAAUUGAACAGGAACGGGUUCAAGUGUCUGAAAAUAUUUGAAACUGUUUUGGCUAAAGAGUACGACUUGGUCCUACUGAGGGUACCUGUAUUGAAAGACUCGUGGGAUUUUAUAUUUAAACCCAAUGGAGGAUUACUUAAGGAAGGCGAUUUAAUAACUAGACCAAAUUACGCAAAAACAUUAGAAUUAAUUGCCAAUAACGGAAGCAGUAGUAUAUUUUAUGAUCCCAACGGUCCAAUAGUGCAGUCCUUAGUUUCCACUAUUCAAAAAUGGGGAGGAAUUGUCACUACAGAGGAUUUUUCAAAUUAUAAGGUAAAUUUAGAAAAGCCACUAGUUUCUACCAUCAAGAAUCACACUUUCUAUACCAGCAACGGAAUUUCAUCUGGGCUAGGAUUAUUGGCUGGUUUGAAUUUUUUUGAUCGAGUUUUCAACGAAUCCGACGAUGAUACCCUUUUCACUCAUAAGUUAGUCGAGAGCUUCAAGUGGCUUAGUUCCAUUCGUACCAGAUUUGGAGACAUUGACAAAAGACAAGAUUUAAUAGACAAGUACACCGACUCCACUUGGAUAGAUGAAGUUUUAGAGACUAAAAAGUACUCAGACGAAACUACUUUUGAUUGGAAACAUUAUGACCCCAAAUACGAUAUUGCAGAGCCACAAGGGACAUCACAUUUUUCGGUUGUAGAUGAAAAUGACAAUUCAGUUGCAAUGACUACUACUGUGAACUUGCUAUUUGGAUCGAUGAUUUACGAUCGUGAAACAGGGAUCAUUUUGAACGAUGAAAUGGAUGAUUUUGCUUUACCAAAUGUGAGCAAUGCCUUCAAUUUAACUCCUUCUAUUUUCAACUUUAUCUAUCCGGGGAAAAGACCAUUGAGUUCUACUGCGCCCACAAUCAUCAUUAACGAUGCCAAUAAUGCCACAGAUUUUGUAAUCGGGGCCGCAGGAGGCAGUAGAAUAACUAGUGCCAUAUUACAAGCCAUUGUGAGGACCUAUUAUCGCAAAUAUGAUUUAUUAUCGACAAUAGCAUUUCCUCGUUUGCAUCAUCAAUUGAUUCCCGAAAGCAUCAUGAGCGAAAAUCUCACUAUAUGGGAUCAAGAACAUCCUGGAAUAACCAGUUCAAUGAAAAAGGUGGGUCACACAUUUUUGGAAACGGGAUCUUUAACAGCAAUGAAUGGGAUCAAAAGGACUAAAAAUGGCAAAUUACAUGGUGUAUCGGAUUGGUGGAGAAAAAGGGGGGAGCUGGAUGGUUAUUAG